AUGGAGGGACGCCCAACGAAAAGAAGACGAUUUUUUACAGAAAAGGCUGAGGGUUUCGAGCCUUCACAAGGGCAGGAGGCGACAAAUGUACCUGACGGAGUCGACGCGCUGCCUCCAGCAAUUGAGAUUCCGAUAAACGAAACCGCAGAACAAGAUCCACAAGAUGAUCCAGUCAGAGAACAAGAGGCCUUUGCUGGAGACUCGCAGUCGCAGACUAUAUUCAACCAGGAAACGCUCGAAAGCUUUAUCGGCGACAAGGUGACUCCCGAAGUACUGAAGAGGUUGCGAGAGGCAUCUGGAAAUGAUAUCGAGAGAGCUGUGAAUAUGUACUUUGAUGGAUCAUGGAAAGAGUCUACAGUCGUCUCAGGGCUCGCUCGGUCUUCGUCGAACCCUAAGGGCACUGUUAGUUCAUUUAUGAAGCCUGCCAACGUCUCUCAACCAGUCUCUCCAAAAUCAAAUGGCUCGUCAAGAACAGUCUCGCCACAUCGAAUCAUGCCAGAAUACCGGUAUAUAGGAGCUUUUGGGGUUGGGGGUUGGGCUACAAAGAGUGGGACAAAUCUCAUCAAGCAUGACGAAGUUGUCCGGAUAGAACGUCAAAAGAUACAACCACCUAAGGCGCCGGUUGGAAGGGGGAAAAGCAAAACUUUAGUUGCUCAGACACUACCCAAACCUAACAGCGCGGCGGCUCGGCGUGUCGAUGUAAUUGUACGCUUUACCAAUUCACAGGGAUUUGAGGUUGGCCGCCUUCCUCGCGAAACCGCAAACUGGGUUUCUACAUUGAUUGAUCAAAAAAUAUGCAAGUUUGAGGGUACAUGUGUAUACGCACCGGAAAGAAUUCGUACCAAUGAUACUGUAUUUCUCCAGCUCCGAUGCUCAUUAUUAAAGACUGCUUUCAAUGACCGCGGCUUUCAGGCGCCGGACAACCGGACUACUGGGCUUUUUGAAGAAAAGGAAAGUUCUGAAGAAAAAGAUUUAAGACUACGUCAGGUCGCGUUAGUAAAGUUAUUCGAGGAGAUCAACCUACUUCCCUCUCAAACGAAUGAAGCAAUGGCGAAACAUAAGCGUCAGGGGCUUCUGAGUGCUGCAGAGGCAGCUGAACAUUAUGAUAAAGACGAAUCUAAAGUUCCCGAGUCGGGCGGUUCUACUCCCCCGUCUGAGGAAGCGGAGGAUGGAAAAGAACUUGAGCAGGACCAACUUGACACUCUAUACAGCAAAGCUCAAUCCUUUGAUUUCAAUGCGCCUGAGGCUGAGCCCGCAGAAAGUUUUGCGAUGGAUCUGCGACCAUAUCAAAAGCAAGCAUUAUAUUGGAUGAUGGCGAAGGAGCGCGAUGAGAAAGAUAAGAAGAGAGAAGCCUCGAUGCAUCCGCUGUGGGAAGAAUAUGCGUGGCCCUUGAAGGACAUGGAUGAUAAAGAGGUUGUUCAGGUGGCCGAUCAAAAUAAUUUCUAUGUCAACCCAUAUUCUGGUGCGCUUUCCUUGGAGUUUCCUCUUCAAGAACAACAUUGUCUUGGAGGUGUUCUUGCCGAUGAGAUGGGUCUGGGAAAAACAAUUGAGAUGAUGAGUCUUAUUCACUCUAACAAGUCUGAUGUGGCCAUGAAACUCGAUGAGAAACUCUCCAAGGUCACAUCCGUGAAUAGUCUUCCUCGACUUCCAGCCAAUUCAUCAUAUGUAGAAAGGGCUCCUUGUACAACUCUUGUGGUGGUACCCAUGUCGCUACUUGCUCAAUGGCAGAGUGAAGCCGAAAAUGCUUCUAAAGAUGGGACCAUGAAGAGUAUUGUUUACUAUGGUAGUGAUAAAACUGCAAAUCUUCAGGCUCUUUGCUGUGAGGCUAAUGCUGCAUCAGCUCCUAAUGUUGUCAUUACGAGUUAUGGUGUCAUUUUAUCCGAAUUCAAUCAAGUUACUGCCAGGAACGGUGAUAGAGGUGGUCAUGGCGGUUUAUUUUCUCUCUCAUUCUUCCGUGUGAUUCUGGACGAAGCUCAUCAUAUCAAAAACAGGCAGUCCAAAACUGCGAAAGCAUGCUAUGAAAUUGCUGCUGAGCAUAGAUGGGCACUCACUGGUACACCCAUCGUCAAUCGAUUAGAAGAUCUUUUCAGCUUGGUCCGAUUCUUAAGAGUGGAACCUUGGAACAAUUUCUCCUUCUGGAAAACAUUUAUCACAAUCCCAUUCGAAUCUAAAGACUUCAUGCGCGCCCUCGACGUCGUUCAGACAGUCCUUGAACCCUUGGUACUUCGCCGGACUAAGGAUAUGAAAACGCCAACCGGAGAAGCAUUGGUUCCUCUACCCAAGAAGACGAUCGAAAUCGUCGAAAUCGAACUAUCAGAACCUGAACGCGAAGUCUAUGAUCACAUCUUCACGAGAGCCAAGCGUACCUUCUCAGCCAACGUAGAAGCAGGCACCGUUCUCAAGGCCUACACCAGCAUCUUUGCUCAAAUACUCCGACUUCGCCAAUCAUGCUGUCAUCCCAUCCUCACCCGCAAGCAAAACCUAGUCGCAGAUGAAGAAGAUGCCGCCGAAGUCGCCGACGCCGCAAGCGGUCUCGCUGACGACAUGGACCUUCAGAAUCUCAUUGAGCGCUUCAAGCUCAACGAAGAAGCCAUCGAUACCCAUACAUUUGGUGCGCACGUGCUCGAACAAAUCCGCGACGAGGCCGAAAAUGAAUGUCCCAUCUGCUCCGAAGAACCCAUGAUGGAACAAACCGUCACCGGUUGCUGGCACUCGGCUUGUAAGAAAUGUCUCCUCGAUUACAUCAAACAUCAAACCGACAAAGGCGACGCACCCCGCUGUUUCAGCUGUCGCGAAUCCCUCAACUCGCAUGACAUCUUCGAGGUGGUGAAAGAUGAAGGUCAUCCCGAAAGCAGAGACGGUAAACCUAAAAUCAGUCUUCAGCGCCUCGGCGCCAUCGGUUCCGCUAAAAUCGCCGCUCUCCUAACUAAUCUCAAAACUCUCCGCAAGGAUUCCCCCUCCAUUAAGUCCGUCGUCUUUAGCCAAUUCACCUCAUUUCUCUCCUUAAUCGAACCGGCCCUCACGCGUUCCUCGAUCCCUUUCCUCCGCCUCGAUGGAUCCAUGUCGCAAAAAGCUCGCGUGGCGGUCCUCACACAAUUCAAAGAUUGUGCGGGGGGAGUGGUACUCUUACUUAGCUUGAGGGCUGGCGGCGUGGGUCUUAAUUUGACGAUGGCGAGGCGUGUUUUUAUGAUGGAUCCGUGGUGGAGUUGGGCGGUGGAGGCGCAGGCUAUUGAUCGCGUGCAUAGGAUGGGACAGGCGGGUGAGGUGAGGGUGCAGAGGUUUAUUGUGAAGGGGAGUGUGGAGGAGAGAAUGUUGAGGGUGCAGGGGAGGAAGAGGUUUAUUGCGAGUUCCCUUGGCAUGAUGAGUGAUGAGGAGAAGAAAUUACAGCGCAUUGAGGAUAUCAAGGAACUUCUUUCUUAG
This is a messenger RNA of Sclerotinia borealis F-4128, 3420 nucleotides long. The record is from the annotation of a GenBank genome assembly. NCBI's taxonomy places the organism in Eukaryota, Fungi, Ascomycota, Leotiomycetes, Helotiales, Sclerotiniaceae.